GCGCCGGCUCGGUGGGGACGCGCCCGGCCGCCGCGGGUAGCGAGCAGGGCGGUACGCGGGGGUAGGUAGGAAGCGGGUGCGACGGUACCGGCGAGACGUCGAGGGGGAGAGCGAAAAAGAGAGAAAAAGAGAAGGAGACAGGGGACGGAGCGAGGAGCCGCGGAGCAUCUUCCCCCCACCCUCCACCCCCCUCCCCGACCCCCCCCACCCCUCCCACCUCGCGUAAGGACGGCGGCCCGCUCCGCGGCGCGUAGGGCCAUGUCGCCGCGGCAGCAGGCAAAGCCCUUCUGACCGCUGUCGGGUCUCCAUGUCCCGGUUUGUUCUUUCUUUUUCUUUUUUUUUUUUGUAUAUAUAUAUUUUUAUUUUUUUUUCCUCCUCCUUUGAUUUCUCUUUGGGAAAAGCACUUUGACUCCUGACUGCUCUACCUCAGACCUGAGAAAAAACUCGUCACGCUCGCUUUUUGGCGUUUGGCUUUGGGUUUGGUUUUUUUUUCUUUUUUUUUUUUUAAUUUUUAAUUUUUACGAGCGCCGAUCUUUAUAGUCGUUGUUGUUUUAUUGUUACUAUUAUUAUUAUCAUUGUUGCUGUCGUGGUUGGUAGCGGCCGGGAUUCUGCGGUUGUGUUGAAGCGCUGGUCUCCUCGGGCAGUGGGUGGUUUCUCCUGUGUAUCCCUCCUAGGACACUCGGACGAAGAUUUUUUCUUCCUCCUUUCCUUUUUCUCCUCCUUCACUUCUCCAAGGCUUUUAAAACAAACACACAAAAAAGCAAACCUACGCCGGUGUUGUCGUCUUUUCAAAAUUUUUUUGUUGUUUUUUAUUUUUAAUUUUUUUUUUUUUUUUUGCUUGACAUCUGGGAAACCACUACCCCCCGCUCUCAGAAAUAACCAAAGACAAUGGUUCACUGUGCAGGCUGCAAAAGGCCAAUCUUGGACCGGUUUUUGUUGAAUGUACUGGACAGGGCUUGGCAUGUGAAGUGUGUUCAGUGCUGUGAAUGUAAAUGCAAUUUGACAGAGAAAUGCUUUUCGCGAGAAGGCAAGCUUUACUGCAAAAACGACUUCUUUCGGUGUUUCGGGACCAAGUGCGCGGGCUGUGCCCAGGGCAUCUCCCCCAGCGACCUGGUCCGCAGGGCGCGGAGCAAAGUGUUCCACUUGAACUGUUUUACGUGUAUGAUGUGUAACAAGCAACUCUCCACCGGCGAGGAGCUCUACAUCAUAGACGAAAACAAGUUUGUCUGCAAAGAAGAUUACCUAAAUAACAGCAAUACUGCCAAAGAAAACAGCCUGCAUUCAGCCACCACCGGCAGUGACCCCAGCCUGUCCCCCGACUCCCAAGACCCUUCCCAGGACGACGCCAAGGACUCGGAAAGCGCCAACGUGUCCGACAAGGAGACGGGCAGCAACGAAAACGACGACCAGAACCUGGGGGCCAAGCGGCGGGGCCCCCGCACCACCAUCAAAGCCAAACAGCUAGAGACUCUGAAAGCCGCCUUCGCGGCCACCCCCAAACCCACCCGGCACAUCAGGGAGCAGCUGGCGCAGGAGACCGGCCUCAACAUGCGGGUCAUCCAGGUCUGGUUCCAGAACCGGCGCUCCAAGGAGCGGCGGAUGAAGCAGCUGAGCGCGCUGGGCGCCCGCCGGCACGCUUUCUUCCGCAGCCCACGCAGGAUGCGGCCGCUGGUGGACCGGCUGGAGCCCGGGGAGCUCAUCCCCAACGGGCCCUUCUCCUUCUACGGAGAUUAUCAGAGCGAGUAUUACGGCCCUGGAAGCAAUUACGAUUUCUUCCCGCAAGGACCUCCUUCGUCUCAAGCGCAGACCCCCGUGGAUCUCCCUUUCGUGCCCUCCUCGGGGCCGUCAGGCACUCCCCUGGGGGCCAUGGAUCACCCCCUGCCCGGACAUCACCCCUCCAGUGAGGCUCAGCGCUUCACUGACAUCAUGUCGCACCCCCCAGGAGACUCGCCCAGUCCCGAACCCAACCUGCCCGGGUCCUUGCACUCCAUGUCUGCGGAAGUUUUUGGCCCCAGUCCUCCAUUUUCUUCGAUAUCCGUCAACGGUGGUGCUAACUAUGGCAAUCACUUGUCACAUCCACCAGAAAUGAACGAAGCGGCUGUGUGGUAGCUUUAAAACAAACUGGGUCUAAGUAAGUGAUGAUCAUCUAGUCUGCUUAUUGUUACGGUGUACAGAAAUGAAUAAAUAUAACAUCUCUCCUGCCCUAAGACAAUAUUACCUUGGGAACGAACUGAAUCCAAAUCGCUCCAAGGCAAGCUUUGCUCUAGACCGGGACAAUCUUCAUGUUACGGUUGUAUCAAACAAGCGAGGGGACUUUUUUGUACCAUUGACAAAGAAACUGGUGAAGCUGUACAGUAAAGUGCUGCCAUACCGUAGGAUGGCGUAAGUUUGCUUACCCUGUUGGAUGUCAUCCUAAGAGCCACAAUCCUUAGAAACUUCUCGUUUAAAAAAUUAAUAAUUGAAUGAAGGAAAGGUCAAAGAAAAGGGGGAAAAAAGCUGCAAGAACUCUAGCGUUCCCGGUUAAGGAUGGUUCUGGCAUUAUGAAUUUGUUUGUUAAUUUUUGUCUCUCAGAAAGUUCGUCAACAAGAAACUCUUUUUAGCUUCAGCCAUUUCAGCCUGCUGACUACCAGGUGGGACAACUUUCUUUUUCCUUUGUUUUUGUUUUGUUUUCCAAAAUAGCAAAUACUAAAUGUUAAGCCCUCAGCACCAACUCUUCUACCUUCACAAAGCUACACGUACAAAACCUCCUCAUCAUAGCAAAGGUCACCACCCAGACCUCUAACGAAAAUGACUUGAAAAACAAACAAACAAACAAACAAACAAAAAGUAUUCUACCUUCACAGAGAGAGAAAAGCUAAACAAAAAGACUCUAUUGAACUAAAAACAGUCAACUGUUUACGUCUAAUGUUAAAUUCAGGAGUUCAAUGUUUUACUAAUAAAUCCUGUUUUAGAACCUCUUGUUCAAAAGCAAAAUAUUUUGAGCAACCAACCAAAAUAGUUCAUUUUCUUUUCUGUAGAUGUUAUAACAGAUUGCAGGGCUUGUGGUUCACUGUGCUAGUUUGUAAAAGGUGUUGUUUACAGAAGGCAAAGAAAAAAACCCCACGAAACCCAGACAGUUGCCAAAUAAAGUAAAUAUAUAGCACAAAUACUGUAAGGUGCUUUGCACCAGCAACCCGAGAAGGUGUUUAAAAAGUGUUACAAGGUUAAAAAAAAAAAAAAAACAAAAAACAUCUUUGCUAAUUUUUAGUCCUGUUGAACAUUCAUGGAAUUGUUAAUAUGACUUAUAUAGACCCACACAGGUUUUAUUUUUGUGUCUUUAAAAUAAAAGUCCAAAAUAUUUAAAUUUUAUGGUCAAAUAUGCAGUCAACAGCUGCUACUUUUUUCUUUAUAUAUUAAAUUUCUCAUAUGUCUUUUAUUGUUCUAAUAAACCUAAGCUUGUGUGACCUCCAGUGCAUAUUAGACCAUUCACUGUAUGAAAGAAAACAUGUUGGAUAAAAUUUGUGCGUUUUUAAUAAAAUUAGAAAAUCUGAUGUUUAGAUAACUUGUGUUUCAUUUGAUGUUUUAAGCAAUUUAAAAUGGAUUCUCUUGAGUAAAAUAGCCCUGAGAAAGAACGAUCCACUCUACUGAUAAUCCUGUAUAGCUCUUUUGCUCUGGUAGAAGUCUAAACCCUGGUGUCGAUGCAGAUAGCAGUCAGUGGCAGCUCCAGCCUUCCUCCCCAUCUGCAGGCUCAGUUGUUGAAGUACAAAUAAUAUGUUACGCUGUACAUUAAAUUUCAAAAUUGGAAACUAAGCAAUUUGUUAAAUAUAUUAAGCUAUUCUUGGUCUAUGCUAAGAGAAAACAUAUUCAAAAUGCUUAUUUCAUGCAUAAACAAAAAUGUAUUGUAAAUGUAAAGAACUUGCAAAGAUACGGUUUUUA
Messenger RNA from Harpia harpyja (harpy eagle), 3915 nucleotides. It is a transcript of the gene LHX1, whose product is annotated as LIM homeobox 1. Gene Ontology annotation, biological process: neuron differentiation; regulation of transcription by RNA polymerase II. The coding region runs from base 889 to 2109 and encodes 406 amino acids. Gene Ontology annotation, cellular component: nucleus. The record is from RefSeq and is a predicted model, not a curated record. Gene Ontology annotation, molecular function: RNA polymerase II transcription regulatory region sequence-specific DNA binding; DNA-binding transcription factor activity, RNA polymerase II-specific. NCBI's taxonomy places the organism in Eukaryota, Metazoa, Chordata, Aves, Accipitriformes, Accipitridae. The transcript has 5 exons.